Messenger RNA from Nematolebias whitei (Rio pearlfish), 3360 nucleotides. It is a transcript of the gene vars2, whose product is annotated as valyl-tRNA synthetase 2, mitochondrial. Gene Ontology annotation, biological process: valyl-tRNA aminoacylation. NCBI's taxonomy places the organism in Eukaryota, Metazoa, Chordata, Actinopteri, Cyprinodontiformes, Rivulidae. The transcript has 28 exons. Gene Ontology annotation, cellular component: cytosol. The record is from RefSeq and is a predicted model, not a curated record. The coding region runs from base 1 to 3165 and encodes 1054 amino acids. Gene Ontology annotation, molecular function: aminoacyl-tRNA deacylase activity; ATP binding; valine-tRNA ligase activity.
AUGUGGAGGGCAGGUUAUUCUCAGAGUUUGAGGGUGCCAAAGGAAAUAGCAGCCAGACUUUGCUCCAACAAACCUCCUGGACCUCCGAGCCCCGUCUCCUCUCAACUAACCUCCUCUCCUCGGCCAAAAGCUGAGAAACAGAGGCGCAAACGAGAGAGGGAAAAGGCCAUACAGUCUAAACAACAGGAUAGUGUUGAAGAUCAAACGUUGAACUGGAGCGAGAAGCCAAAGAUCGUUUACUCGGCUCACACACCACCAGGGAUGAAAAAAGAUACUACGUUGCCGUUCCCAUCUUCUUACAGUCCAGAGUAUGUGGAGUCCUGCUGGUAUCAGUGGUGGGAAAAAGAAGGCUUCUUCAGUCCUGAAAUACAUGAGAGGUUGUCUCAUCGUGUGGAUCGAACCUUUUCUCUUUGUAUCCCUCCACCCAAUGUGACGGGAACGCUGCAUGUGGGCCACGCUUUGACCGUAGCUGUACAGGAUGCUCUGGUUCGAUGGAAAAGGAUGCAGGGCUACAGAGUUCUUUGGGUCCCCGGAUGUGACCAUGCAGGUAUCGCAACCCAGACGGUUGUGGAGAGGAGACUUUUAAGAGGAACGGGGAAACGAAGACAAGACUUCACCAGACAAGAAUUUUUACAGGAAGUGUGGAAAUGGAAGAACGAAAAAGGAGAGGAGAUCUACCACCAGCUGAGGAGACUUGGAGCUUCUCUGGACUGGAGCAGAGCCUGUUUUACGAUGGAUCCAGCUUUCAGCCGGGCUGUGACUGCAGCGUUCGUCAGGCUCUGUGACUCGGGUCUGAUCUACCGCUCGGAGGGUUUGGUUAACUGGAGCUGUGCUCUUCAGUCUGCCAUCUCUGACAUUGAGGUUGACUCAGUAGAGCUUCCAGGGCGGACCAUGAUGUCUGUUCCAGGGUAUGAAGACCAGGUGGAGUUUGGAACCAUGUAUACUUUUGCAUACCCUGUAGAAGGUCAUGAUGGACGGGUGGCCGUGUCCACCACCCGUCCUGAGACCAUCCUGGGAGAUGUUGCUGUAGUUGUUCACCCGGAUGAUCCUCGAUACCAGACGUUCCAUGGGCGACAGUGCAGACAUCCCUUCUCCAACAGACUGAUCCCGGUCAUCACUGAUGCUCUGGUGGACAUGGACCUGGGAACUGGUGCGAUGAAGGUGACUCCUGCUCACGACCACACUGACCUCCUCCUGUCCAGGAAACACUCCCUGCCCCACAUCUGUGUGAUCGGAGGAGACGGUACAAUGACACCAUCCUGUGGACAGUGGCUGGAGGGAAAGAAGCGUUUUGAUGCUAGGCAGCUUGUCCUGGAUGCUCUGGCUGAGAAGAAACUGUUCCUGGGAAAGCAGAACCACCCAAUGACUUUACCAGUCUGCAGCCGCUCAGGUGACAUCAUUGAACCUCUUCUAAAGAAGCAGUGGUUUGUUAGCUGUGACAAAAUGGCUGCCAAAGCUAUUCAGGCUGUGGAGGAAGGACAGCUGGAAAUCAUUCCUCAGCAUUACACAAAGACAUGGAAGAACUGGAUGUCCAGCAUCAGUGAUUGGUGCGUAUCCAGGCAGCUUUGGUGGGGUCAUCGGAUCCCUGCUUAUCAAGUUCAGCUCCCUGACGCUACAGCUGAUCCAGAGGAGCGGUGGGUCUGGGGCCAAAGUGUGGAAGAAGCCCGACAGAAAGCUGCUGUGAAAUAUGGAGUGAAACCAGAAGACAUUACUUUGAAACAGGACCCAGAUGUUCUGGAUACAUGGUUCUCCUCAGGGCUGUUUCCGUUUGCUAUGCUUGGCUGGCCAGAACAGACCUCUGACCUGCAGCGCUUCUACCCCAACUCUGUUCUGGAGACCGGCAGUGACCUCAUCUUCUUCUGGGUUGCCAGGAUGGUGAUGCUGGGAACAGAGCUGACGGGACAGUUGCCCUUUAAACAGGUUCUGCUUCACUCUCUCGUGCGAGAUAAAUAUGGCCGGAAGAUGAGUAAAUCUCUGGGAAAUGUCAUUGACCCAUUAGACAUGAUCCAUGGAGUUUCUCUCCAGGUGUCACUGGGAGCUCAGCUGCACUCCCUCCUCGGUUGGACUGCUGCAGAACGUGACAUCAGUUUGUCAGUCUCUCAAGUCCUGAGUUUCAGACAUUUCUGUAAUAAAAUGUGGCAGACACUGAGGUUCACUCUGGGAGUCCUUGGUGACGAGAAUGCACCCCCACUGGGAACCAUCGAAGAGACGAUCCCAGUGGGCAGCAUGGAGCGGUGGAUCUGCUCUCGUCUCUACAGCACAGUCUUGCAGUGUGAGCAGGCGUUUGAAGCUUACGAGCUGCAGGUUGUCACGUCUGCCCUGCACUCCUUCUGGGUCCACAGCCUGUGUGACGUCUACAUCGAAUAUGUAAAGCCUGUGCUGCUGAGGAAGGAUGCGGGGGCCGAGGUCCAGGCUGACACAGAUUACAGCGACGCCUCGAGGCAGGUGACCAGGACUGUCCUCUAUCACUGUGUGUCUCUGUCCCUGUCCCUGCUGUCCCCCUUCAUGCCCUUCAUCACGGAGGAGCUGUGGCAGCGACUCCAGCCUCUCAGACCUGGACCUCCUGGAGCUCUGACUCAGACCAGCCUGUGUUUACAGCCCUACCCCCGAUCCACACACCUGGCUCACUGGUUUUUCCCCGAGGAGGAAAAAGACUUCCUGAUGGUUCAGGAAGUGAUUCGGGUGGCUCGCUCACUGCAAGCUCAGUGGGGCCUAAUCAAAGAAAAGCCUGUCAUGUGGGCAGUGUGCUCGCCCAGUCAGGCCCAGGCUCUCCUUCACUUCAGGUCAGCAGUUUGGACUUUAGGCCGGAUCUCCAGCCUCCACCUCUACUGCCCUGAUAGUCCAGAUUGGCUCCCAUCGGUCCAGUCCACCCCUCCACCUAAAGACUGUGUCAUUGGUGUGGUGGAUCACACGUGCCAGCUGCAUCUUUACAGCCAAGGUGGAGUGAACGUUGAGAAACAAAUCCUGCAGCUUUCGCAGCGGAGAGACAAGCUGGUCCCAAAACUGGAAAAAAUCCUGCGCAGACUUCAGGGUUCUGAUGUGGUGGACAGUGUUCCUGUCCAGAACAAGCAGCAGAUAGAGACCCAGGUUUCAGCGUUGAAGCAGGAGCUGAAAAUCAUCGAGGAUCAGCUGAAGGUCUUGAAAGGGACACGGUCAACAGGAUAACCACAGCUGAAGCGGUGCAGGCCUCAAGACUGAUGAACUUGUUGAAUUCUUUCUGGUGCUGAUUAAGUAAAACGUUGGUCUUCAGCUUGACCUGAGAGGAUGCAGAACAUGUGCCUGAUGUUUGCAUGAUGUCCUACCGGCAGAAGGUCUUCAAGAACUGCACAGAUAAAUCAUUUGUCCUCCAGGGGGAGUUGU